Messenger RNA from Lolium rigidum, 2564 nucleotides. RefSeq names its product histone-lysine N-methyltransferase, H3 lysine-9 specific SUVH1-like. NCBI's taxonomy places the organism in Eukaryota, Viridiplantae, Streptophyta, Magnoliopsida, Poales, Poaceae. Bases 140 to 2152 code for a protein of 670 amino acids. The transcript has 3 exons. Gene Ontology annotation, cellular component: nucleus. Gene Ontology annotation, molecular function: zinc ion binding; histone methyltransferase activity; protein binding. The record is from RefSeq and is a predicted model, not a curated record.
GCUCGCUGCCUGUCGGAGAGGAGAGCGCGGCGGCGGACGGAGGCGUUCUAGCCUGCCCCGACGACCCUCUCCCCGCUCGUCCCCGGGCCGCGUCCCCGCGCCACAGGCUUCUUGCUCAGGAGUUAUUGGUUGAUUUGAGAUGGACAGGGCUACACAUUUCAUACCUGGCCCUAAUCAGGAGCUCUUGGAUAUCAAGCCUUUAAGAUCUUUAGCUCCGAUGUUCCCUGCGCCCAUGGGAGUCAACAUUAAUCAGUCAAGCACCCCACCGUUGGUCUGCGUGACACCGGUUGGCCAGUUUCCUACAGGAUUUGGUGCAGGGAACCUUCCUGCCUUUGGAUCAUUUGCCACCUUCAGUGCUACUGCAAAUGGUUUCUCGCAUGGAGGCACCAGUGCUAAUGGGCCCAUUGAUGCUACCCCUAUCUCAGCAUACAAGACGAGAUCAUCUGGGGUUACAUAUAAUGGUGAUGAUGAACCUCAUUCGGGUAAUCAGACGAGAUCAUCUGAACGCAAGGCUAAGAGGUCUGCCACUUUGGCCGCUGACGGCACAAAGAUCAAGCGUCCUAAGCCUGUGUACAAGAAUCUUGUCGCUGGCAAAGAGCUUGCUUUUUUGCCACCUUCAAAUAGUAAUCCUAGGGAGACUGUUGAAGUAGUUCAUAUGAUCUUCGAGGCGCUCAGACGUAGACAUCUGCAGAUGGAUGAAACACAGGACGCUAGCAGACGUGCAGACCUGAAAGCUGGCGCCAUCAUGAUGGCUAGUAAUAUCAGGGCCAAUGUGGGAAAGAAGGUUGGGACUGCUCCUGGAGUUGAAAUAGGGGAUAUUUUCUAUUUCAGGAUGGAGCUAUGCAUCAUUGGUUUGCACGCUCCUAGCAUGGGUGGCAUUGAUUACAUGAGUGCUAAGUUUGGAAAUGACGAGGAUUCUGUAGCAAUAUGUAUUGUCGCAGCAGGCGGGUAUGAGAAUGAGGAUGAUGACACAGAUACACUGGUGUACAGUGGUUCAGGUGGUAAUAGUAGGAAUACUGAGGAGAGGCAUGACCAGAAGCUUGAGAGGGGCAACCUUGCUCUUGAGAGGAGUUUGCACAGGAAGAAUGAGAUAAGGGUUGUGCGGGGAUUCAAAGAUCCAGCUUGCGUGGCUGGCAAAAUCUACAUAUAUGAUGGCCUGUAUAAGAUCCAAGAGUCCUGGAAGGAGAGAACAAAGUUUGGCAUCAAUUGCUUCAAGUACCGGUUGCAGCGUGAACCUGGACAGCGUGAUGGAGCUGCAAUAUGGAAGAUGACUCAACAAUGGAUACAAAAUGCAUCAACACGAGGCAGGGUUCUACUAGCUGACCUAUCAUCUGGGGCUGAAACAAUGCAAGUUUGUCUCGUCAAUGAGGUAGACCAUGAGAAAGGACCUGGACAUUUCACCUAUACUAAUGAGGUCAAAUACUUGAGACCCCUCAGUUCUAUGAGACCGUUGCAGGGUUGCCAUUGCCAGAGUGUUUGCCUACCUGGUGAUUCCAACUGCGAUUGUGGGCAGCAUAAUGGAGGGGAUCUACCCUACAAUUCAUCAGGAGUGUUGGUGUGCCGCAGGCCAGUAAUAUAUGAAUGUGGGGAAGCUUGCCAUUGUUCCCUGAACUGUCGCAACAGAGUGACGCAAAAAGGGAACAGAUACCACUUUGAGGUGUUCAGGACCACAAAUCGAGGCUGGGGUCUUCGCUGCUGGGACCCUAUUCGUGCUGGUGCAUUUAUUUGUGAGUAUGUUGGGGAGGUCAUUGAUGAGCUCAAAGUUAAUUUGGAUGAUAGUGAAGAUGACUACAUUUUUCAGACUGUGUGUCCUGGUGAGAAGACGUUAAAAUGGAAUUUUGGGCCUGAAUUGUUAGGCGAGGAAAGCACAUAUGUAUCAGCUGAUGAAUUUGAGCCACUGGCCAUCAAGAUAAGUGCAAAAACUAGGGGAAAUGUCUCACGUUUCAUGAACCACAGUUGCUCCCCAAAUGUCUUCUGGCAGCCAGUGCAGUACAACCAUGGCGAUGACAAGCACCCACAUAUCAUGUUCUUUGCACUUAAUCACAUCCCACCCAUGACAGAACUAACUUUCGACUAUGGUGUGGUUGGAGAGCCCAGCAUUAGGACCAGGAACUGCCUGUGUGGAUCAUCAGCCUGUCGCAGGGUAUUUUGAUCCAUUUGGGAGCACGCACAUUGUGGUGGAUCAACAUGUAAGCCUUGAUGUUUCUGCUGCUACCUAGACCUACAUUGGCUUUCUAUCUAUGUGAACUGCAAGAUGGACCAGUCUGAACUGUGAAGACAGUAAAUUAUGUUCAAGUCGUAGAAUUCCCUGUCGUGCUAAGGCCUUACUUGGCUUCUGUCGAAUGGUGGCUUCGUGCACACCAUUUCUUUCGCUACUUCUCGAUGUGUGUAUUGAAGUGUUUGCUGCCGAUCUGUCCUUUUUGCCCAUCCAUUUGCAACAUCAUGUCUAGUCUUAGCAUCAGUUUUAACUGGACCUGUGGUUGUUAGCUGUGACUUGUCAGACUCGGAGCUGUAAAAACAUGUGGCGUAGUCUCAUCUUGCAAUGGGAUCAGAAUUGUUAGUUA